UUGUGAAAAAGAUUUAUAUUCUUCGAAAGAAUCAACCCGAAAAUCAAUUGAAUAAAAUGUAUAAACUACAACAAAAUUUUGCAAGGAUACUUUGUUCCUUCACUUUUGCUGGUUAUUUUUCUAAUAUCUAAAAAAAAGUUUGCUAAGAAUGUAAAUUUUUCAGUAUUAAAUGAAUUGACGAGUAAUCCAGAAUUCUCAUAAUUAGCAAUUUAUUGAAGACGAAUUAAGGAAGUAUAAAAAAAAGCUAUUCUUUUAAUUGGGCACCAGACGGUAAACUACAUCCCUGCCCCCUCACGCAACACGGAAUCCUGACCGCAAGUUUUGAUUGAAAACUUAAAAGCACUAAAAUUGUCCCGAAAAUGCAGAAGCGGAAGGAUUGGACGCGCACGAGCACGCUUUCGAUCGAGCAGCGCUUUUCACUGAAAAUUCGCACAGAAUUUCGCGAGUUUUCGACGACCAGAAGCGGAUACUAGUCAAGCAUACUAAUCGUGGGCAUCUGCAACGUGAAAAAAUGCUCUACCUCGAGGAUUACGUCGAAAUGAUCGAGCAUCUUCCACAAGAGCUGAGGGAUCGAUUCACUGAGAUGAGAGAGAUGGAUCUAGGCGUACAAAACUCUAUGGAUAGCCUUGAAAAGAAAGUAAAGACAUUCUUCUGCAAUGUCAAAAAGAUGAAGCCUAAUGAAAAGGAGGCGGAAUAUGAGGCAAUCAGAAGAGAAUAUUAUAAAACUCUGGAGGACGCUGAUGAGAAGGUGCACCUAGCCACUCAAAUGUAUGAUUUAGUGGACAAGUACCUGAGAAGGCUGGAUCAGGAGUUGCAAAAGUUUAAGAUGGAACUGGAGACUGAUAAUAAGGGCAUUACUGAAAUUCUGGAGAAAAGAUCCUUGGAAUUGGAUCAACCAACCACGAAUAGCAGUCAAAAAGAGAAUCGUUACAGUUUCACGCCGAGCAGAACGCGGGACAAUCACAGUCACUCUCGAUCGGAGAAACGGCGAGACUCCAAUGCGUCUUCCACGUCGGUCGAGAAGAAGCUGGCGAUUGAGAAGCUACCAGCGAUGACGAAUCUGCCUGAAUCGCGGCCAGCGUCGGCGAAUUCCGGGCCUAUUAUCGCGACCAAUGUCGCCCCGGCACCGGCGGCAAUCGCUAAUUCCGUUGGCUCUGUGUGUUACAAUCUCGGUCACAUCGGCGCCGGUGGUAACGCGAUUGCAGCAGCCGCGUCGCAAGCGAUUGCCGCCACGCAAUCGAUGCAACAGGGCAGACGAUCAGCUAGUCUCAAAGCCAGCUACGAGGCCAUCAAUACCGGUGGUGUUCACGCUGCGGAAUUUAGCAAAGAGCUGGCCGGCGCAGCGCAAACUGCUAUUGCAGCCAUUCAGGAAACCACAAAGAAGCAUAAAAAGAAAGUGACUGCCACAGUACCAAGCUCAAGCGUAAUCGCAGCUACGAUCCAGCAGCCCGUAUCGCCACCGGUGGUAACAACAACGACGCAAGUAGUGGACACGGACAAUCCAGACUGGACGUACGAUCCCAACGAGCCACGUUACUGUAUAUGCAAUCAAGUAUCGUACGGUGACAUGGUUGCGUGCGACAAUUCAGAUUGUCCCUUUGAAUGGUUCCAUUAUCCUUGUGUGGGCAUCACCGCGCCACCCAAGGGAAAGUGGUAUUGCCCUCAGUGCACAUCUUCAAUGAAGAGACGUGGCGGGCGGAAGAACUGAUUAGGCAAAAGGAAGAAGUUAGGAAACCUUGUUGACUACGUUGAGAAAGCAUCGCUGCUGCUACUACCUCUUAGACACUAUCCGUCGUAUACCAAUUUAGUUAGAGAGCCGUUAUUAGCUCUGAUUUUGUAUGACUUUUUCAAUGCGUUAUCUCGAGUCACGUCGUCGUAAUCUCGGCCUUCGAUUUUCUCCCUUCGCUCAUCGAAGGUAUGUUGAAACGUCAAUGUUAUUCUAUGACAUGUCUUACGAAUAUAACGAAUUGGAAAGUUCCCUAAACGUCGCAAUGUAUUUUGUGUAUCAUCGUUACUUCAUGUGUUUCAUGCUUUCGGGAAGCGAGACGAGGUGAAUACAAGGUGACUCGGAAGACACGAGAAUCCUUAAUGAUAAUGUAUUCUUGGACGAAUUCAACUGUUUUUCGUCCAGAAUUUAGAUUUAGACACUUAGUUAUUCAAUUGUCGAACAUUUUUCUAGCAAAUUAGAAAUGUAAAUAAUCAAUGAGACUCUGUUUUUUAAGUAAUUUUAGAUGGAUUUUAGUUUAAUAGGAAUUUAAUUUGAACUUUUUAAAGCAUCGAGAUAUUGCAUGUUGAGAACGAAGAAUUUAUACUUUCGAUCAAAACAAAAAAUGAAUGACUUUUGAUCUCGCUUGAGAAUAUCGAUUUUUUCUUUCAAAACCACUCUAUAUAAACGAAUUUUGAGAAUACUACUUUCGAAAAAACUGUAGCUAAUUGGUGUAUAAAUAAAACGAAUCUUGCAAAAACCAAUGUUGCUGCAGGAAUGAAUCGCAAUA
This is a messenger RNA of Linepithema humile (Argentine ant), 2495 nucleotides long. It is a transcript of the gene Ing3, whose product is annotated as Inhibitor of growth family, member 3. NCBI's taxonomy places the organism in Eukaryota, Metazoa, Arthropoda, Insecta, Hymenoptera, Formicidae. Gene Ontology annotation, cellular component: NuA4 histone acetyltransferase complex. Gene Ontology annotation, biological process: regulation of DNA-templated transcription. The record is from RefSeq and is a predicted model, not a curated record.